CAGCCAUGUCGCCUUUGUCUGCGGCGCGGGCGGCCCUGCGGGUCUACGCGGUGGGCGCGGCGGUGAUCCUGGCGCAGCUGCUGCGGCGCUGCCUCGGGGGCUUCGCGGAACCAGCAGGUGCGCAGGAAUGAGUGGAGGCCCCGCAGGCGGGCCGCGGCGCAGAAGCCAUGGAGGCGAAAGGCCUGGACCCGUCCCAGACAGACCUCAAGCUAGUGGCCCACCCACGCGCCAAGAGCAAAGUGUGGAAGUAUUUCGGCUUCGACACCAACGCCGAGGGAUGCAUCUUGCAGUGGAAGAAGAUAUACUGUCGCAUCUGCAUGGCCCAGAUCGCCUAUUCCGGCAACACGUCCAACCUCUCCUAUCACCUGGAGAAGAAUCACCCCGACGAGUUCUGUGAGUUCGUGAAGAGCAACACGGAGCAGAUGCGCGAAGCCUUUGCCACCGCCUUCUCCAAGCUGAAGCCCGAGGCGUCGCAGCUGACCCCGCCAGACACGCUGGCCACCAAGGCCGGCCAUGGCCAUGAGAGCAAGCGGCAGCAGGAGCUCACGGCUGCCGUCAUCGGCCUCAUCUGCGAGGGCCUGUAUCCCGCGUCCAUCGUGGACGAGCCCACGUUCAAGGUGUUGCUGAAGACAGCCGACCCCAGGUAUGAGCUGCCCAGCAGGAAAUUCUUGUGCAGCAAGGCCAUCCCUGAGAAGUACGGCGCCGUCCGUGAGGCUGUCCUCAAGGAGCUCAGCGACGCGUCCUGGUGCGGCAUCUCCACGGACAUGUGGAGAAGCGAGAACCAGAAUCGAGCCUAUGUCACGCUGGCCGCCCACUUCCUGGGCGGCGGGGCCCCCGGCUGCCUGUCCGUGGGCUCCCGUUGCCUGAAGACCUUUGAGGUCCCUGAGGACAACACGGCUGAGUCCAUCACCAGGGUCCUGUACGAGGCCUUCAUUGAGUGGGGCAUCAGCGCGAAGGUGUUUGGGGCCACCACGGACUGCGGCAAGGACAUCGUGAAGGCGUGCUCCCUGCUGGACAUCUCCGUGCAGAUGCCCUGCCUGGGACACACGUUCAACGCGGGCAUCCAGCAGGCCCUGCAGCUGCCCAAGCUGGCUGGGCUGCUGGCCCGCUGCCGCAAGCUGGUGGAGUACUUCCAGCAGUCCACGGUGGCCAUGUACAUGCUCUACGAGAAGCAGAAGCAGCAGAACAUGGCGCACUGUAUGCUGGUCAGCAACCGCGUGGCCUGGUGGGGUAGCACGCUGGCCAUGCUCCAGCGCCUCAAGGAGCAGCAGUUUGUGAUUGCGGGCGUGCUGGUGGAGGACAGCAACAACCACCACCUGAUGCUGGAGGCCUCCGAGUGGGCCACCAUCGAGGGCCUGGUGGAGCUGUUGCAGCCCUUCAAGCAGGUGGCCGAGAUGCUCUCCGCCUCCAAGUACCCCACCAUCAGCAUGGUGAAGCCUCUCUUGCACAUGCUGCUGAACACCACGCUGAACAUCAAGGAGACGGACUGCAAGGAGCUCAGCAUGGCCAAGGAGGUCAUCGCCAAGGAGCUGUCCAAGACCUACCAGGAGGCGCCCGAGAUCGACAUGUUCCUGAACGUGGCCACCUUCCUGGACCCCCGCUACAAGCGCCUGCCCUUCCUGUCCGCCUUCGAGAGGCAGCAGGUGGAGAACAGGGUGGUGGAGGAGGCCAAGGGCCUGCUGGACAAGGUCAAAGACGGCGGCGGCUACCGGGCGGCCGAGGACAAGAUGUACGCGCUGCCCGAGGAGCCGCCGGUGAAGAAGUUGGUGCUGGCGUCCACGCCGCCGCCCACCAACGUCAUCAACAGCAUGCUGGCCGAGAUCUUCUGCCAGACGGGGGGCGUGGAGGACCAGGAGGAGUGGCACGCGCAGGUGGUGGAGGAACUCAGCAACUUCAAGUCCCAGAAGGUGCUGGGCCUCAACGAGGACCCCCUCAAGUGGUGGUCCGACCGCCUGGCGCUCUUCCCCGUGCUGCCCAAGGUGCUGCAGAAAUAUUGGUGCGUGGCGGCCACGCGCGUCUUCCCGGAGCGGCUCUUCGGCACCUCCGCCAACGUGGUCAGCGCCAAGAGGAACAGGCUCGCCCCGGCACACGUGGACGAGCAGAUUUUCCUGUACGAGAACGCGCGCAGCGGCGCGGAGGCCGAGCCCGAGGACGAGGACGAAGGGGAGUGGGGCCUGGAUCACGAGCAGGUGUUCCCCCUCGGGGACGCUGUGCACGCCGGCUUCUUUGGGAUCAGGGACAGCGGCUUCGUGUAGGUGCCGGCGGGGUGGGGGCGGGUCACCGUGGCACCGCCCCCCCCCCCCCGGGGUGCUCUGCUGUAAAUACCCCCCCAUGCGCGUAUGCGUGGGUGGCCUUGCCAGGGGGAGCAAACGCGCACAGGAGAGAAAGACGCGGCUGCCGCGCCUUCCCUCUGCGAGCCCAUUCGCGUCCCAGCAAAGGGGCAGAAACAGGAAGGGAACGUUCCAGAAGUUCCCUUGUGCCCCUGCUGGCUGGUGAUUGCAGAUAAUGACUCCGGGGGCAGCACAGCCAGCAGGGAGAGACGGCUGGAGGGAGGGAGCCCCCUUCCCUUCCUGCAUAAAUUAAUUCCACUCCCAAGGCCGUCCUAGUCUCCAUCGGGGGGUUUACGAUAAUCCCAUGAAAAACAUCCAGUCUCGCGCAUCGUUCCCAGCCCACAUGCCUUCCAAAGGCCUCGCAGACCUGUGAGCUCAUGUGUCCUCUCCAGCGGAAGUGCGCGCCUUGCCUUUGGCACGGCCGGGGAUAGCACGCUCCAACCCACGGGGGCGCCCCGAGUGGAGCAACCGCAAGCUUUGGGUUUGGUGCAGAGCGUGGAAGGGGCCGUGGGGACAACGCAGGAAAAGAGGGGUCUUCUGCCUUUUGUAACAUUGCUGCAGUUUGCUUUGUGCGUGUGGUCCUGGUGAUGCCGCUGCGCUUGGGUCCUGAGCGUUCUCGCGCGUGCCUGUGUGUGAGUGCAGGGGUGUGUGUGUGUGUGUAUGUGUGUGUAUGUGUCCCCAGGAUGACCACAAGGCCCCCCGCCCUCGGGAGCCCUGCUUUCCAAAAUUACCAGGGACCCAAGUGUGCCGAGGGUGAUUUCGAUUUCUCCAGGGGGCUGCGAACUCUUGCAUUCUAUCAUGUCAAGGCCGCACCACAGGGGCCUGCUGAUUUUUUAAAAAAAAACGGACGAUGGGACACUUUCGCCUUGAUUUUGGGGUUGCUUCUGCUGCUCCCGGAAAUCCCAGCUGCUGGUGACGUUCUGAGUGCCAGAGCACCUCCAAGACUAUCACAAUAGACUUCUAAGGAGGCGGAUGUGUCCGUGUCCUGGGGGUGUUACCCCUGUGGUGUCGACCAGGGGCGAGACUUGUAUCUUGACGCAUCUGACUGGGUUUGAGCCUUCCUCACGGUAUCUAUUUUUUGUGGGUUUUUUUUUUUCCCGUUUUUUCUUAUUUAAUGCUUUCGAAUUUGACUCUUGUUCAAUAAACCCAAGAAACGGAUGAGCUCCUAA
Molecule: messenger RNA, 3499 nt
Organism: Mustela erminea (ermine)
Lineage: Eukaryota; Metazoa; Chordata; Mammalia; Carnivora; Mustelidae
Gene: ZBED1
Product: zinc finger BED-type containing 1
Exons: 2
Coding region: 168-2255 (695 amino acids)
Biological process (GO): regulation of transcription by RNA polymerase II
Cellular component (GO): nucleus
Molecular function (GO): DNA binding; protein dimerization activity
Source: RefSeq, a predicted model, not a curated record